CUAUCCAGCUGGAAAGAGCAGGGCAUCGCGAGGUGCAUGCACACAUACUUAAACACACACACAUUGAUACACACUCAUACAAACAAAAAAUACUCAUACACACACUGGCACAUCCUCAUACAUCCCAGGACUUUAUCUGUGGACCGGGAAAGAAGAAGGAGGAGGACAAACUAAGAGACAAGGAGCAAGAUUAAAGAGGAACUUUUGAAGGCGGAUUCCUUAAAUUAUAACACUUCAUGAAAGGACCGGACGAACAGAAUCGAAAACAAGACUGAAGAUGAUAACUGGAGAAACACGUUUGUUGCUGUAGGGAGGCCUGCUGUCAGUCCAGAGUGGAGACUGGUCAUUAGUGACAUCCUGAGGAUCUGCUGUGAGUGCCAUUUCCCUCCCUUCUCUCUUCAGGACUCCCACCCUCUUGUCAUCCCUCCACUGGGACAUCUCCUGAUCAUCAGCAUGCCUACAGCUUGCACAAGGUGCACCUUGGGAGUCUGACCCACCAUGUGCAGAUGGACGCCGACCGUAGCUCAUCUCUGUCCUGAACCUGCCCUUGGCACCACCACUGCUGCAGCCUCCGCCGGGCGACUUCUCCCUCUGCCUAGUGCAGCCUCCCUUUGCCUGGCAUGCUUCACCCUGCUCCUGGCCACCGCUGGCACUGCCUCAGGGGCCUGUCCUCCCAGGGUAGGGCAUGAACCCCUUCAGGUGCUUGCAAGUGGCAUCAACUGUUCAUGGACAUUGGAAAGGCACACUCGCAGUUACAAUCACCUAGAGGGCGAUGUCCGACUACGGCGACUUUACUCUGCCAACAAGUUCUUCCUGUGCAUUGACAAAACUGGCAAGGUGGACGGCACUCGGCGGAAAAAUUACGCAGACAGCCUGAUGGAAAUCCGAUCUGUCAGUGUGGGAGUUGUUGCCAUCAAAUCUGUCAGCACCGGGCUGUACUUAGCUAUGUCCAAGAAAGGCACGCUAUUUGGAUCGGUUAAGUACAACCCGAGCUGCAAGUUCAAGGAGCGGAUUGAGGAGAACGGCUACAACACGUAUGCCUCCCUCCGCUGGAAGCAUGGCGGCAGGCAGAUGUUUGUUUCGCUGAACGGGCGGGGGAAGCCGCGGCGAGGUCACAAGGCUCGACGAAGACACCCGUCUACUCAUUUCCUGCCUAUGCUCCCAUCCUAGCUGCCCAAGUCUGAACUCUAGCUGGCAACUGGUUGGCUCACCUAGCUCCUCACACUAAUGCUGAUCUAGCCAUGGCGGCGAUCUUUAUUUUUAUUAUUCCAUCCUCUUGUCACAUAAAUGUACAUUUGUUGAAGUCUGUAACAUUUGUAGAGUUAGUAUAAUAUGUAUUUUAAGUUAUUUUUUUUUUCUCCAUUUUCUAAUGAUGCUCAGUAAUACAGUUCAAUACAGUAGAAUUCUAAUAUCUUCAGGCAUCUGUCUGGCUACAGUAUACAUCUAUGUGUCUGAAGUGCAUGUUAAAUGGCGUUUGGGUGACUUUAAGGGACUGUAAGAGGACUGAAAACGGAUGGCAGUGCUUGGAAACAAAAUGCGGCUCACUGGUUUGUUAUGUACCCUGUUUCAGAUGCUCAACUAAAUAGGAAGGGAGGCAUCUGGUACAGGAAAUAUACACUAUCACUCUGAAAUGGCAAGUAUCAUUAUUAAAACAAAAAAGAGGCAACUUUGAGGUGGCUACAAAUCAGGGCCAUGGCUACUACUGAGGACACCGAGGUCAUGUCCUUGGUAUUUUAGGGGGCCAAUUAAAAACUACAUAUCGUGGGGUAGUUCAAGAGCUGAUUCCAGUAUUUUUGGUUUGGAGUCAUGACUGCCUAUGGCCCUGCUGCAAACCUAACAUUAUCCACCGUUGCUUAGUAUAUACUGGCACUACUGGACAAGAUGAGAUGAAAAUCUCUACUCUACGACUCACUGAUACAUUGAUAAUGUACUGCUCUGUCUGUACAUGUUGAUAUAUACAUGUUUGACAAGAACUCAACAGUAACUAAGCUAACUACUGGGAUAACAUGCUGGAUUUUCUGAGAUGACCUUUGUAUGUUUGUGCGUGCUUCUGUCAGACUUGCUUCUACUCAUCCAACAAAUCACAGUCAGUAGAUUAGCAAUCAGUAUCUCUGGUUCUUGGGCUUUAGUUCUGUCGUGAAAUAAUUAAUAUAAGUUUUGAGUCAUUAAAAGCAUGAUAAUGGCUGUAGGUACGCCACACAUCACACAGCAGCAACUUCAUUAAUUUUGUACACAGUAGUAAAUGGUUAUUACAUACUCCCUCUCUGUCAGUUCUUGCUAACAUUUUCUUGACAACGAAGCUGUUGCUAAUAGAACAUUUAAUAUAUUUAAAAACAUUUGGUACUCUUUAACUGUUUGAGGUCGAUGUUUAUUGUUAUUGUUGUCUUUUUGUGUUGGAUUGUAGUCCUACUGUUAAAAAAAUAAGGGAAAAAGUAAUUGUAUUCAAGUCCAUAUUCAACUCAUUUUGGUAUGGUAUGGUAUUACUACUGGAUUAUGGUUCAUUUGUGAUCCAUUUCUCAUAAACUGUUUUCCGGUUAUAGGCCAGUAAUAGCAGGUUGUAUA
Messenger RNA from Toxotes jaculatrix (banded archerfish), 2562 nucleotides. RefSeq names its product fibroblast growth factor 22 (gene fgf22). The record is from RefSeq and is a predicted model, not a curated record. Bases 499 to 1170 code for a protein of 223 amino acids. Gene Ontology annotation, molecular function: fibroblast growth factor receptor binding; growth factor activity. Gene Ontology annotation, biological process: cell differentiation; animal organ morphogenesis; fibroblast growth factor receptor signaling pathway. Lineage: Eukaryota; Metazoa; Chordata; Actinopteri; Toxotidae. The transcript has 3 exons. Gene Ontology annotation, cellular component: cytoplasm.